CCAAGAUGGCCCCAGAAAGUCUAAUCCCCAAACACUUCCUUAUCAAAGCCGAAGAGGAAAUUUGGCUCUCUGGUUCUCAUCGACAAACAGAAUUAAUUACCCAUUAAUUUCUCAAAAAGAAUAACUAUUUGAAGCUGCCUAUUUUUUUUCUUGUUCAGAAUCUUACAUGGUGAUGUCAACUAAAUUGCCAUCACCUGGCUAUUUGACGAAUGCUAAGCUUGCAUCAUCCGAACAUUCAAGAGCUAGAUUUCCCCCUAGCGGCCUUGUGGUUUGCAUUCACAAAACUGCUUUUGCUUUUGGCAAGAGGCUCUAUUCUCGCCUUUGUUUUGUUCGCAUAGCCAACAUUUCUUUGCUCAACAAGUCCAAGAGGUUGGCUUGGUCUGUUAGGAGCAGUGCAGAUGGUGGUGGAUUGGAUGAUACUUCUCCCACAAACAAUACCAGAAGUGGGACCCGACUUAUCCGGGCCGUCGAAGACAUUCAAAUCAAAUUGAGCUCAAGAAUUAAGGAGAUAAGAAAGAACCUUCCAAUGAAAUUUUUCUUUUUCUUGGUGGGUUUUUAUUGUGCAACUGCCUUCGUAACUGUCCUAGGGCAAACCGGCGACUGGGACAUUCUAGGUGCUGCUUUAUCCGUAGCCAUUGUGGAAGGGAUUGGAUCUCUCAUGUAUAGAGCUUCUCUUCCUUUAUUCACCAAGGUUCGGAGCUUGAUAACCAUGUUUAAUUAUUGGAAGGCUGGUCUCUCCCUCGGUCUUUUCUUGGAUGCAUUUAAGUAUGGAAUGGAAAACAUCUUUGGUUUAAGCAACCACCUUGAUUUUGAGAUAGAUAUCUUCCCUAUAUUCUUUUAACAUUUUGUGGGGAGUGACAUGGUACAAGUAGGAAGCCAACAAACACGAUGAAAGGACUAAAAUGAUUCAGAGGAGGCAAUGAGAAGACGGCUUUUAUGUUUUCCAUACACAAAAGGAACGUAAAAAGGACAGUCGAAGUUCCAAGGCUAGGCCUCCUUUUAGGAUGAUGUGAUUGAAGCAAACCUAGAGGCAGAAGCAGGACUUCGGCCCACAUAUGUUGUUAGUAAGAACCUAUCUAAUGAAAUGGCCAAGAUCAAUUUCUUCUUUUGAGUAUGAUUGGGACCAGCAGUGGUAGAACUUACUACUUCCCAACCAUCUGUGGACCUUGCUUCUCUUUUAUGAUUUUUGCUACUUCGUUAAGUUUGGUGAUUGAUAUUGUAGAGAGAAAGUCUAAAGGUCUUUUCCUCAUGCUAUACUUAAUGGCAAUUCAACCUUGUGCAACGGAAUAGUUUCUAUCCCUGGUAUGUAGCUUCAGAGGUAGUUAUUCAAAGAGAAUCUUUGUUCACUUGAAGGUUGAGAAAGCACAAAGUUUCACCAGCCUACAUCGGAAUUUUGAUACCGGUGUUGUUAGUCAAUGAGGAGCAAAUGCUGGUGUCAUCUAGAUAAAUCUAGAAUAUAUCUGAAGUCAAAACCAACGACAGAUAUGUUGGGUUAACAACCAUCAUUGAUUUUACACUUCCAGCAGAGAAACUUGGGAAGAAAUCUUGAUUGUUGGAAAAAGAAAAACUUUUGAAGCAACUACAUGGAUUGGAUUGGAGUUGUUGAAUUGUUGGGUAGAAUGAGUCAUGGUGCUGAAUGAUUUAUGUCGCCGGUGUUGAUUUGAACUUCUGUAGUUGCAACACAGCCAACACAGUGCAGAUUUGUUCUUCCAUCGUACCCAGAUCUGGUGCAAUCAAUUAUUUUGUUUUUGCUUUUGUGUUUUUUGUUUUUUGUUUUUCACAAUAGUUCUUCAUGAAAGCUUUGAACUUCAGAACUAGUGAUCACAUUUUGCAUUUGUAAAGCUUACUGCUCUGUAAAUUUGACAUUUUGUAAGCUGUUUUAAAAGUUUUUUGAUGCCCCAUUUAGAGUCUUGGAGUCAGAAAGGUCUGGUUUUGUUUUUCAUUGUGUUUAUCUAAUGAAAAGCGGGUCCUUUCA
Molecule: messenger RNA, 1975 nt
Organism: Camellia sinensis
Lineage: Eukaryota; Viridiplantae; Streptophyta; Magnoliopsida; Ericales; Theaceae
Product: ycf20-like protein
Source: RefSeq, a predicted model, not a curated record